UUUGAAUAAACAUAUUUCGUCCUUUAAUCAAAUGAUACUAGAGACCUAAUAACUAAUUCUCCACUAAUUAACUAUAAAAGGAGAAAUUGUAAAAUUUUGCUUGGGUCAUUCUGUAUCUGUUAGUACAUAUGUGCAUAAUACUGUCAUUUUUUUAACAGAUGUCUGUCGUGUCAUCAAGAGUCAGUAGCGUUUCAUCAAUUCUAAAGAAUGGUGUUAGAUCACAGCUGCUUAGACAAUCGAAUAGAGUAUACUUUAAACUUCCUCAAGAUUUAAGAAAUAUUAUUUAUAAUUUUGAAGCUGGGAGUGGAGCAAAGGAUUAUGAAGAAUUGAUAUGUAUUUUAAGAGAUUCUAUUAUAAAGGACAAGGAUUUAAUUGAAUUCUUAUCAAAUGUAAGACAGUGUAUAUCAUUACUUGGACCUAUACAUAAAGUAUUCAUAGAAACCCUUUUACAAAUGAAAUGGAUGAAUCGUCCAUCGGACGUAACGUCUGCUUACAAAGCGUUCUUAGAGGAUUUAAUAUGCAUGCAAAUUCAUUACGCGAAGAACGUGAUAGACAAUUUAGUUGAACAAUUUAAACCAGAUAAAGACGAUGAUGCGAAGUGGCAAAACGGAGAAUGUAGCGCGGAAGACAUUCAACGGUUAAAUCAUAUACACGAUGUCCUCCAAAAAAUUUUAAAAGUUGUUCCAAUGUCGAGCAAACUUCUGCUGCAAUCCGUGAGAGCAAGAUACCCGUAUAUCAUUCACGGGACUCACACACAUCAAGUUUAUGUUUACGCCUUGAUUCAGAUAUUAGACUAUGCUCCACAGUUGAGGUCCGAUAUUCUGUCCCUAAUUAUCAAUAGGUUAAUGGUAUUAGACGUGAACAUACCACGUUUAGAAGUAGAUAAUGAAGAGGACGAUAUAAUGGACGAUAGUAGUGAAUGUGAUAGUACAACUGGUAAUGAGAACAAUGCUCUUGAUAAUGAGGAAACUAGUGCGCUAACAGAAUCAGAUAAAAUGCAUCCAAUAGCUAAUAAAUUGGACGUAUGUAUGGAACUGAUUCUGAAAUAUAUGCACGACUUUUGUUUCCUGAACAAUGUCUUGCAGAUAGAGUGCUUGAAAAGUCUUUAUACCGAUACGUUGAAAAUAUUCGAAACGGUAGUAUUACCGACUCACGCGAGCCAAUACGUCCAGUAUAUUAUGUUCUAUAUUUGUAGUUUUAAAACAGCUGUUGUGGAGGCUUUUGUAGAUUGGCUCUGGCGUAAAACCUCCAAUCCUAACGCCCCUUCCGUUAUACGGCAGUCGUCCGUCGCGUACAUCGCUAAUUUAUCAGUCACAGCCACUUUUAUCACUACCGGACUGGUGGAAGCGCUACAAUUUAAAAUGUGUACAUGGAUACAUAAUUACAUCAAUGCGCAAGAUCAUUCAAAUUACAUACAAGACGAAAAUAAAGAGCAUACUGUAUUCUACGCUAUUUGUCAAGCAUUGUUCCUUAUGAUCGCUGAAAGACAUAAGGAUUAUCCGGAUUCCAAGAAAUAUAUGACGUAUCUGCAAGAAUUGGAUUUAGCAAAAAUCAUCACUUGUAAGUUAAAUCCAUUGAAGUCUUGCCAUCCGGAAAUCGUGCAUAAUUUCGCUGAGGUCACUCGCAUAUAUCAAUUGGCAUACUGUUAUACCAUAAUUGAAAACAAUACACGGAAUCAACUCCCAUUAUUUAAUACUAAAAAGUCUAUACCAACUACGGUUGAAAACUUUUUCCCAUUUAGUUCUUAUAUGCUACAACGAAGCGGACAUCGUAUAAUUCCUUUAUUGCGGGACAAUAUAAGUAGUAGUGAACAUAGAACAACUGCGAUUAAAUACAGAGAAGAUGACGAGUAUAUGACUGAAUAUUAGGCGAAUAUUAUAAUUAAUAUUUACUAACAGUUGAAAACAAAUCUGAUGAAUAAUUCAUAAAUUAUAAAACAAUGUAUCUUUGGUUUUUGAGUAAAGAUUAAUAUUUAAGAACA
Messenger RNA from Ceratina calcarata, 1981 nucleotides. It is a transcript of the gene Tif-IA, whose product is annotated as RNA polymerase I-specific transcription initiation factor RRN3 homolog Tif-IA. Gene Ontology annotation, biological process: transcription initiation at RNA polymerase I promoter. The transcript has 7 exons. Lineage: Eukaryota; Metazoa; Arthropoda; Insecta; Hymenoptera; Apidae. Gene Ontology annotation, cellular component: nucleus. The record is from RefSeq and is a predicted model, not a curated record. Gene Ontology annotation, molecular function: RNA polymerase I core binding; RNA polymerase I general transcription initiation factor activity. Bases 159 to 1868 code for a protein of 569 amino acids.